Messenger RNA from Galendromus occidentalis (western predatory mite), 1959 nucleotides. RefSeq names its product elongation factor 1-alpha. The record is from RefSeq and is a predicted model, not a curated record. Gene Ontology annotation, biological process: translational elongation. NCBI's taxonomy places the organism in Eukaryota, Metazoa, Arthropoda, Arachnida, Mesostigmata, Phytoseiidae. Gene Ontology annotation, molecular function: translation elongation factor activity; GTPase activity; GTP binding. The coding region runs from base 248 to 1642 and encodes 464 amino acids. The transcript is spliced from 2 exons.
UCGCGGUCCUCUGGAUUGCCGCCCCGUGGGCAGGCCGCGCGCCGAGGCUGAUUCCUCGAUUGCCGAGCCAUUCCUCCUGAGCUGCCGGCGAAACCGCGGUGCUUAUUCCUCGACAGACGCUAUGCGUCUAUUUGGGGAUUCGGGAUUCUGAGCUAUUCGAGGAAAUAAAAUCAUUGGAUUACAUCGAGAUCCAAUGAAUCUAAAAAGCGAUAAAAAGCACUAAUCUGGGAACGGAAGCCUCUAAAUCAUGAGACGUUUGCAGGAGAAAGUUCAUAUCAACAUCGUGGUGAUCGGUCAUGUCGACUCCGGGAAGUCGACGACCACCGGUCACCUCAUCUACAAGUGCGGAGGCAUCGAUAAACGUACCAUCGAGAAGUUCGAGAAGGAGGCUCAGGAGAUGGGCAAGGGAUCCUUCAAAUACGCUUGGGUAUUGGACAAGCUCAAGGCUGAACGUGAACGUGGUAUCACGAUCGAUAUCACACUGUGGAAAUUCGAGACCCCCAAGUAUUACGUGACCGUCAUCGACGCUCCCGGUCACCGAGAUUUCAUCAAGAAUAUGAUAACGGGAACUUCCCAAGCCGACUGCGCUAUUCUCAUCUGCCCCGCCGGGACCGGAGAGUUCGAAGCCGGCAUUUCCAAGAACGGUCAAACCCGUGAACACGCUCUGCUCGCGUACACUCUCGGCGUGAAGCAGAUGAUCGUCGGUGUCAACAAGAUGGACACCUCCGAGCCCCCAUACUCGGAGCCCCGUUUCGAAGAAAUCAAGAAGGAGGUCUCUUCGUACAUCAAGAAGAUCGGAUACAAUCCAGCCACUGUGCCAUUCGUUCCCAUUUCGGGAUGGUGUGGGGACAACAUGCUCGAACCUUCGCCGAACAUGACCUGGUACAAGGGAUGGGCCAUCGAGCGUCAAGGACAGAAAUUCGAGGGCAAGACCCUACUCCAAGCCCUCGAUGUCAUGGAGCCCCCGACCAGGCCGACCGACAAGCCUCUGCGUCUCCCGCUCCAAGACGUCUACAAGAUCGGAGGUAUCGGAACGGUCCCUGUGGGCCGAGUCGAAACUGGACUCCUCAAACCGGGUAUGGUGGUGACCUUCGCUCCAGCUCACAUCACUACCGAGGUCAAGUCCGUGGAAAUGCAUCACGAAUCACUCGCCGAAGCCGUUCCCGGAGACAACGUUGGUUUCAACGUCAAGAACGUCUCAGUUAAGGAACUGAAGCGAGGAUACGUCUGCGGAGAUUCGAAGGACCAUCCUCCUCGCGAGACCGAGGAGUUCGCCGCCCAGGUCAUCGUCCUCAACCAUCCCGGACAGAUCCAGAACGGCUAUUCGCCCGUGCUCGACUGCCACACCGCGCACAUCGCGUGCCGUUUCAAGGAAAUCCGUGAGAAAAUCGACCGUCGAUCCGGAAAGAAACUCGAGGACAACCCCAAGUUCGUCAAGUCGGGCGACGCGGCCAUCGUCGACCUCAUCCCCCAAAAGCCGAUGUGCGUCGAGACUUUCGCAGAGUAUCCACCGCUCGGUCGCUUCGCCGUGCGUGACAUGAGGCAAACUGUCGCCGUCGGCGUUAUCAAAGCAGUCAAGCCGAAGGAAAUCACCCACGGUAAAGUCACCAAGGCCGCUGAGAAGGCCGCCAAGAAGAAGUAACUAGGAAAGGACGAUCAGCACUUAUUACUGGACACGUACGGCUUGCCGUUGGCCAUCUGCAGGAUCUGCCGGCAUCACCCAGGUGUCCGGUCUGAGUUGGAUCUCUAUUCGAAGGAGUCACACGACGAGCUGAGCGGUCUGUGGCGUUGCGCGCGCUUCUUGCGUCGCUCUCGCUGUAGCCACCGGAAGGAGCACCAGCGGAUAGCUCUGCGUCCGCUGCGUGUUGGCUGACUCUGUUCCUAAUCCAACUAUCGUCCAACUUAAUCGUACUCCAUUGAAUAUUGUCAAUAAUGAUCGACCAUCAAUAAAUCUCCAAA